Messenger RNA from Paramuricea clavata, 648 nucleotides. The record is from the annotation of a GenBank genome assembly. Lineage: Eukaryota; Metazoa; Cnidaria; Anthozoa; Malacalcyonacea; Plexauridae.
AUGCUCGUAGUCCCACAACUAUCUUGGCCUAUCCUAUUUGGUGAAAACCACCUUCAUUCCACUAAAGCUCUAGUUGAUCAUGCAGUCCCCAGCAUCGGAUUCCGACACCCCAGCAUGCAAUUCAUGAUCAAAUGUUCCCUGGAAAACCCCCAACAAGCAUUUCAGAAUUCAACUCCACGCCCACAUGCAGGAGUUACAUGCCAAUUAACUGGAGGCUCCUCUGUAGGUACUCACAAAUCCAAGCCUACAAUGCUUCACAGAGAUGAUAUCACAGCCUUCAUUAAUUCGAGAACAACACGAGCGAGAACAACACCAGCGAGAACAACACCAGCGAGAACAACACGAGCAAGAACAACACCAGCAAGAACGACACCAGUGAGAACGCGAGAACAACACCAGCGAGAACAACACCAGCGAGAACAACACCAGCGAGAACAACACCAGCGAGAACAACACCAGCAAGAACAAGAACACCACCAGCAAAAACAACUACAGGAAGCAAGAAAAAUCAUCGCAAGACUCGGUAAACUUCGUGGUAUUGUUACAAAAUGUCCAUAUCUCUCUCUAGAAGGGGGAGCAGCUGGCGGAACGUAUUACCUAAAACUUGACAUGAACAUUUUUUCACAAGUUUUCACGAUUCCAAUUUAA